This is a messenger RNA of Triticum dicoccoides, 1205 nucleotides long. RefSeq lists its product as uncharacterized. The transcript is spliced from 9 exons. Lineage: Eukaryota; Viridiplantae; Streptophyta; Magnoliopsida; Poales; Poaceae. Bases 58 to 1008 code for a protein of 316 amino acids. The record is from RefSeq and is a predicted model, not a curated record.
AACUGGCCACCUGUCCCAUAGCAGCACACCUGUGUCCCAGAACCAAUUUACAAAGCCAUGGCGUCGACCUACCACUACCGGCCAUAUCCUCUCCCAUUGACUGCUGCACCCCCAGCGUUCGCAUCCCGCUGCCGCUUCCCGAUGGCCUCCACCGGCCCCCUCGGAGUAUCUCAUGAUGCAGGGGUCACGGUGUCCACAUCGGAGAGUGUUGGUCAGAAUGACUUGCUGAUUGUCGGGCCUGGUGUGCUUGGUCGAAUCGUAGCUGAGAAAUGGCGACAGGAGCAUCCAGAUUGCAAAAUUUAUGGCCAGACUGCAACCACAGAUCAUCACAGUGACCUAACUAAAAUUGGGAUAAUUCCCUCCCUGAAGGGACCCAGAGUUGAUCAGAAAGUUCCAUACGUUAUUUUUUGUGCUCCUCCAUAUCGCACGGAUGAUUACCCUGGGGAUCUUAGAGUUGCUGCAUCAAACUGGAGUGGGGAAGGCUCUUUCCUGUUUACAUCAAGUACUGCCGUGUAUGACUGCAAUGACAAUGGAUUUUGUGGCGAGGAUUCUCCUUGUGUGCCGAUUGGUAGGAGUCCUCGGACUGACGUCCUUCUAAAAGCAGAAAAUGUCGUCCUCGAGGCAGGAGGCUGUGCCCUGAGGCUAGCAGGGCUUUAUAAAAAGGAUCAAGGUCCUCAUGUUUUCUGGUUGUCAAAAGGAACUGUAGAUGCACGACCGGAUCUCAUAAUCAGUAUGAUCCAUUAUGAAGAUGCUGCUUCGCUUGGAAUUGCCAUCAUGAAGAGGAGACUUCGCGGGCGUGUCUUUGUGGGCUGUGACAACCAACCUCUGUCCAGGCAAGAAAUAAUGGACCGUGUUAACAGGAGUGGGAAAUUUGAUGGCAAGUUUGAGGGCUUCACAGGUACAGAUGGUCCACUGGGGAAGAGGAUGGAUAAUUCCAAAACUCGGGCUGAGAUCGGCUGGGAGCCCAAAUAUCCUAGUUUCACAGAAUUCCUUGGUCUCAGCAAUUGACAUCUUAUACCGAUUUGAUAGCAGAUACAAUCCGCAUUAUGAAUUUCUUCUACAGUUAUCCUAAAGCAUGGUACCAUACUCGUAGCGUUUUCUUUUUGCGUGGAAACACGGCAUAUGUAUUAAUCAACCUGGAAGACGUUGGUCUUGUAUGUAUUUUUCCUUUCUGAAAAUAUGAACAAAAGAGCAAAAAAAACGAA